AUGAGGGAGUUGUGGAUGCGUUCCUCGGUCUGCUUCCCAUCACUUGACGUUCUAGCCGAAAACCCCGCACCUUGCCGCGCUGCGGCGGGGGCCAGCGGUCCGGCGCGUUCCGGCCCGGGCAGGGGGACACUGCAGGGGGACACCGCAUGGGGUCACCGGCUGAGGGACACCGCUCGGGGCCGGCGCGGGCCCCGCGCCACCGCCUCGCCGCGGCCCCGUAUCCCGGCAACGCGGCGGCCGCGGGCGGCGCCCGCGCUGAGCGGCCGAGGCCGGGCGGGGGCGAGGCCGGGCGGGGGCGAGGCCGGGCCCGAGGGAGCGCCAGGGCCGCCCGUCGCCUGCCGCGGCCCCGCGGCCCCUGCGGAGCCAGCCCGCGCUGCGGCGGCGGAGAGGAGCUCCCGGGCCCACGCCGAGCGGCCGCAGUGUGUCCUGCACGAAUGCGCCGUCAUGUUUCACCUCUCCGGGGUUGAGCAGAGCCAAGUACGCCUUAGGGACCGAUGGUUUCCCACGCUCUGCGUCCUAAGAAACAAACUGUUUCUUCCAAUGCAUCCAAAUUGUCUCGUAACGACAAUUUUUGAUGAUAUUAACCACCUAGUAAAAAUCUCGGUGCAAGUAUAUGACAAUCAAAUCUACUUUCGCCUGCUGCCACUAGAGGACAACCAGUGGAAAACACUGUGAUGAACUCAUCUUAGCAGCUCCACAGUACAGUUUUCAUGACUGGCCUUCUGGAUUCCUGGGUUAAGAGAUCAAC
Vidua macroura (Pin-tailed whydah) is the source of this 748-nucleotide messenger RNA. RefSeq lists its product as uncharacterized. The transcript has 2 exons. The record is from RefSeq and is a predicted model, not a curated record. NCBI's taxonomy places the organism in Eukaryota, Metazoa, Chordata, Aves, Passeriformes, Viduidae. The coding region runs from base 1 to 675 and encodes 224 amino acids.